Nematostella vectensis (starlet sea anemone) is the source of this 3395-nucleotide messenger RNA. RefSeq names its product acid-sensing ion channel 1B. Gene Ontology annotation, cellular component: membrane. Gene Ontology annotation, molecular function: ligand-gated sodium channel activity. Gene Ontology annotation, biological process: sodium ion transmembrane transport. Lineage: Eukaryota; Metazoa; Cnidaria; Anthozoa; Actiniaria; Edwardsiidae. The coding region runs from base 212 to 1807 and encodes 531 amino acids. The record is from RefSeq and is a predicted model, not a curated record. The transcript is spliced from 6 exons.
CUUUUCUCCGGCAUAUUUCCGAUCUGCGAGACUCUAACUCCUUCAAUUGGAUAUAGUGUCCUAUAUAAGCUUGUAGUCAGUCAUGUCAAGGCUUAGAUAAUCUAACAAUUCGGGAUAUUCCGUUCAGAUUUGCCACGUUUCGGACUGAUGUUUGAACGGAGCCGGAACCGAAACGCUGUUUCACGGACUUGAUUCCCAAACGGUUAUAAGCAUGAAAGAGAACGAUAAGGAUGAGGAUGGUGGUGACGUUAAGAUUAUCAUCAAGGGUAGCGAUGAUAAGGCGCCUCAAGGAGCGGGAUCUAUCUACGCCUUCUGUAACCACUGCAAAAAGGAUAUAUCAGUAGUGUACAUCAAAUCUGAAAAUAAUGGCAAAGAGUUGAGCGUGGCCGAGUCUCUCACAAACAAAUGGCCGCGCAGCGAGUUCCCAGAAAACGACUAUGAUAAAUGCCUGAAAGAUAAUGAUUAUGGCGGCUGCAAAAAACUCCUUGACGGAAGGAAGAAGCGGGCAAAAGUUAAGGAACUAUGGGAGAAUUUUCUCGGUGGCUGCACUUUGCACGGGUUUCACUACUGUUUCGCUGGUAACCCACCUCUGAGGAGGCUCAUUUGGAGCCUUUUACUGCUUGGCGCCUUUGCAAUGUUCUUUGAAAAAUGCACCGAGAGCUUUAUAAACUUUUUUGACUACCCAUUUACUACUACUACUCUUUUGGUGUACGACAAACGCCUUCCUUUCCCCGCCAUUUCCAUGUGCAAUUACAACGACGCGAGGAUGUCCAAGAUGAAUGGGACACUGAUGAACGAAAUCUUCGUUGCUAGCAAACUCGAGGGACGAAAUACCUCGCAUUUACAAAGCCAGCUAACCGGCGAACUUAUGCAGAGAACUUUGAAGGAGGCAGCCCAUCGAUUGCCAGAUAUGAUCAAGGAAUGUUCUUGGCAGAAGCAUGGGAAAUGCUCGUGGAAAAAUUUCACGUCUUUCAAAAGUGCGGAUGGGGAUACAUGUUACACGUUCAAUUCCGGGAGAAAGGAUCCCAUACUGAGUAUGUCAAAUGUAGGCGAGGAAAACGGGCUACGCUUGGUUAUAGAUACUCAACACAGUGAGUAUUACUAUGAUGUUAAAAACGCUGGAUUCAAGGUAAUUCUACAUGACCAAGGAGAGACGCCAGUCAAAAUGCAAGGUCUUUCGGUGUCCCCGGGUUUCACGUCUUACAUGGAACUCAAGCGAACAAAGGUGACCAAUUUGCCGUUUCCUUACAAGACGAUGUGCGGGAUGCCAGAGUUGAAGUACUUUAACAGCUAUAGCAAGUCGAAAUGUUUCCUGGACAAGCUUACGCAGUACGUGGUGACCCUUUGCGGGUGCCGAGACUGGUUUAUGCCAGGGGAAGGCAAGAUACCAGUGUGUGACUACGAAACAGCGGCAUCCUGCAUGUGGAAAGCUUGGGCAUACUUUGAAGAGAACAAGCUGGAUCAAUGUCCAGUGGCUUGCAACAGCGUCGAGUACUCCGCGCAGCUUUCCUACGCACGAUUUCCCGCCAACAAUUACGCCAAGAUGCUGGCUAAAGAGUACGGAUUGAAGGGGUCUGACGAAGAGAACAGGCGAUAUCUUAGGGAUAAUUUGAUUGAGAUCAAGAUCUACUAUGAAGACCUGACAUACUUUGAUGUGCAACAAGUCCCCAGCUACGAUCUAUACAGCUUGCUGGGUGACGUCGGAGGACAGAUCGGUCUCUUCCUCGGUGCCAGUCUUCUGACAGUCGUGGAGUAUCUGGAUCUGCUAGGAAUGGUAGCUUAUACCUCAUUCAAAUAUCGAAAUUAAUCCAAUGCGCUCCGCGUGACACAUCCUAUGGUUGCGCACUCGCUGGCGAACACUUAUGGAGGCAAACUCGCUGGUAACAGUGAAAGUGUGAAGGCGUCAGAUAAUCUUGGAAGCGGGUAGUAUACCUAUAACAAGCCCAGCCAUUCAAGUUUCAAUUCGUCGAGUAAAAUAGUUUGGAACCCAACUUGAUCAAGGGGUCAGGUUUGAACUGUCGUUCAAAGUAACCAAGGUAACCAACGUAAUUAAAAAACAAGUGCUGCCCCUUGGCAGCGAAACAUAACACUAUUGACUAUGAGUUUGUAUAGUCAUUACAUCGCCCUUACAAGCCAAUCAAUAAUAACUGGUAUUUAAAGAAGAUAAUGAUAUUGUCUUUACAGGGGAAGCGGUCUAGUCAGCAGACCAAUCCAUAUUCAGUAAUGUCCAUAUUUGGUAAUGUCCAUAUUCAGUAAUGUCCAUAUUCAGUAAUGUCCAUAUUUGGUAAUGUUCAUAUUCAGUAAUGUCUAUAUUUGGUAAUGUCCAUAUUCAGUAAUGUCCAUAUUUGGUAAUGUCCACAUUUGGAUUUACUCAUAUCUCGUUUGUCCAUAUUGUGGUAUUAUUCAUUUUUUAAUACCCCUUUAUAUGGUUCUUUCUAUAUUUGGCGUUGUACUGAUCUCAAAUGGCUGAGAUAUGAUAAUUAUGAUCAUUUAGUCUCCAACCCAUUUUUGGUGUAUUGAUUCCCUAUUUAGGAUUGGUUGUUGAAUUUACAAUAACGGAUAAAUUGGAUGUUUAGAUAUAUAUCUUACAAUACAACAGCUUUAAUAGUGAUCAAAGAUUGAGUUUAUUUUUGCUACUGUAGAUAUUUAAUGAAAUGUGUUGUUUUUCGUGUUUAAAAAUACUUAAUCAUGUUAGAAAAUGGCAUAAUCUUUUGAAGCCUGCCUUAUGUUCUAAUAUUGUCUGCGUAAAAAAUCAACCCCCUUUGCGGUGGUUGGGCACCGUGCAAAAUGGCCUAGGGCAUGCAAAAUAUUUUAGGGAAAGAGGAGGAUAUUUCUACUGUCCCAAUGGCGAAGGCACGAUCAAAUUCUGGGUUUUCUCCAUCGCCUACAAUCGAGCAAAAAAAGGAAUGGGCACCCAUUUAUGUCUUUUCAACUGAUAUCCUUUAGUUUUAUGUGAAGUCAGUCAAGAAUGUGGAUAUCAAAUAAUGAUUUAAAUAAUGAAAAGACAUAAAAAUUUUUUGAGUCAAUAACUGUAAUAAUGCAAUUACAGGUUAUACAAUUAUAGCCCAAUCAUUCUCUUUGGAGAGCACACUAUUUAACACCGCUUCAUGUUAACGAUUGCAGGUCUUUAGGUUAGAUACAUGAACAAUUUAGCGUUCCUGAGUACAGGUUAACCUCAUUUGUAGCUUAUAAGUUUAAUGAUGAACGCAAAACGUUCCGGUACAUUUAGCUUCCUGUGAGUAAUUAAAAAAACUAAAUUUGUUAUCGAGGAAAGAAAUGUUGAAUUUCUAAGAAAAAUAAUUACCGAGGGCCACUAAUAACUAUUACUAUAUACCUGGGAAUAAUGAGGCUUCGUGCCAUAUACUACUGCUACAAUUAUAAAAAUAACAAAUCAA